AGUAAUUUCUUCGAUGUUUUGGUUUAACAUCGGAUUCGUUAAAACAUCGACGAACAUCGAUGUUUGAAGCCUCGACCAUCGAUUUUGCUCGAUACAUCGAUGUUUUUUACAUUCCUAAUUCCUACAAAGAAUUCGAUUUAGAUGGCGCGGAAUUUUAGAUACAACGCAAAGUGGAAUUUUGGAGGAAAAAUAGAAAUAAAAUAAAAUAUUUGAUUCAUUUCAAAUCCUACAUUGCUCAAAAAUGAUAGAGAAGAAAUGGACGCUGGACGUCGAAUCAAAUCGAUACGACCUCAUUCCGGGCAAAUUUUAUUUAAUAGGAUAUGUAAAAGAUGUCGAAAAUGGAGAGAACCAUGUCGAUAUAAGGCUUAAAACCCAAAGUGUUGACGCGAAGCACUGUAUUUUGGAUGUAUCUGGGGACGCUUUGUAUAUAUAUGAUUUACACAGU
Molecule: messenger RNA, 445 nt
Organism: Rhagoletis pomonella (apple maggot)
Lineage: Eukaryota; Metazoa; Arthropoda; Insecta; Diptera; Tephritidae
Molecular function (GO): protein binding
Source: RefSeq, a predicted model, not a curated record